This is a messenger RNA of Myripristis murdjan (pinecone soldierfish), 3296 nucleotides long. RefSeq names its product TRAF3 interacting protein 2-like (gene traf3ip2l). Gene Ontology annotation, biological process: humoral immune response; positive regulation of canonical NF-kappaB signal transduction. NCBI's taxonomy places the organism in Eukaryota, Metazoa, Chordata, Actinopteri, Holocentriformes, Holocentridae. Bases 547 to 1899 code for a protein of 450 amino acids. The record is from RefSeq and is a predicted model, not a curated record. The transcript has 10 exons.
GCCUUAAACGGUUAAAAAUGUCGUUUUGUGUUUUGUAAGGUUUGGAAGACAGAUUUUGUACUUUACACCGCCUUAAACCCAAUAAUUGGUUCACAUGUAGAGGCAGUAGGUGACAAAUCAUAUUUUUAAUAGUUGUCAUACCUUUAAAUUGGUUACGGGGUGACUUGUGUACAGUAAGCAAAUUAAGUACGAGCAGCUACCGCACCGAGGCCGGGGUUUGGGAAAACACGAGCAGGAAGAGGUGUACAUUUCGUGUAAGUUAGGUCUCUGAUUUAUGUACAAGGUCCCCCGUCGAUUCAGCACGAAGUACUCAAGUGUGUUAGUCUGUUUACCUGAAUCUCAGAGCCAGAUCUAGGUCAACCUCAAGAGUCAGGCACCCAGUGGAAAGUGCAGACAAGUUGUGUCGACCACAGAGCUGCUCCCGGCCCACUAAACUGGUGCAGAAGGUUGAAUAAUGACCCUUAAUAGAACAAACAGGCGGGUAUUGGAAGGAAAAACAACGUCAACGUAAUAAGUUGGUAUGCAGCUGAAACCUGACACACAUGGAUGUCAGGUGGAAGAGGCCCAAUGAUGCUGCCCACUCCACUCUACUCAGCACCAAAUAGUCAUGUAAACCAUUUGGGCAGAUACUUGAGAGAUCACCACAACACUCCUGAAGAGGACGACGAGACCAUGAGUAAGGAGGAGUGUGAAGGCACCGUGGCCCCCAAGCUGGACUCCACCCUUAAUCCCGAUGGACAACGCCCCCUCCCAGACCACACCACUUCCCCUGAUGAUGCUCUGUACAGCAGACAGAGGUUGGGGAGAAAUCAGGGACAUGAACACAGUCACACACUUUCUCAGCCUGAGCCAAAGUACUGUCCAUACCAGCCACCUCAUGGCUUGCCACCCGGGUACAGCCAGCCAACUCCAUUCCCCAGUCAGGCUGAAGGCUCCUGGCUUCACCCCAGCUUUGCCAGCAGCUGGUCUGGCUAUCCAAACAGUCUGCCAUCCUGCUUUUCCCCUAAAGAUUACCCCAGCUACUCUGGAGAGAGUUCUUACUCCAGGGACAAAUUCAUGUCCCUGCCAGGCAGAUAUAGUGCAAGUAUGAGCAAUCUGGAGCAGCCCCACUCUCUGCACUCCAACCCACCACUGGGCAACUUGUAUCACCAUACGCUCUCUCCAUACUACUGCUCACCUCAGGGAGUGCCCUGUUGCGCCCAAUGCCCCCCAGAACCCUUCAGCAGGGGCCCGGUGGUUCACCAAAACUUCAGGCUGGGGCAUCAACCAGCUUACAACCAGUACUAUCCAGAUGAAUGCAGACUCCCUGGAGCUGGCUACAUGCAGAAUGGCCAUAAUACGCCAGCCAAACAGAAGAAUCCUCCUCACAGUGCACCACUCUCUCUGGAGCAGAGAAGGGUCUUUGUCACUUACGAAGCAGACAAUGACAAGCACAUUAAUGGAAUCAUCAACUUUGUUGCUCUGCUGCGGCACAACGGCUUUGAUACCCAUAUUGACAUGUUUGAACAACAGUUCAGGAGCAUAAGCAAGAUAGACUUCAUGGAGCGGUAUCUCAGCGAGAAGGAGUAUCUGAUCAUCAUCAUCAUAAGUCCAAAGUACUAUGAGACAGUGACCGCCUCCCCUGUCAACCGAGAGAACGAUGAGAGGACUUUCAACACUGUCUACAUACACAAACAGCUACAGAAUGAAUUCAUUCAGAACGGAAGCAAGAAUUUCAGGUUCAUCCCCAUUUUGUUUCCUGGGGCUAAGAAGUGUCACGUCCCUAACUGGCUUCAAAACACCCAUGUUUAUGAAUGGCCGCGUGAUCGGGAUGACAUUCUGCGGCGACUGAUGAGAGUGGAGAAGUAUAAUCCACCUCCUAUUGGAGAGCUACCAACCAUUGUUUCCAUCCCCAUAUAGAGACUCUGAUCUGAAAACACUGACUGCAGGGAAAUUCUAAAAAUGUGUGAGCCCUCAGUUUGAGGAGUAGUAGUCGUUAUUUUCCUCUUGUGUUUGCGUGUAAGACCCAUGACCCAGAAUGUGGAUGAAGAUUGUAAGUACAAGAGAGGUUGUAGGACAUGUUGGUCUGCUCUUUAUAUUUCCCUCCUGGAAUGUGUUGCAUGAGUAUAUUUAAUUUGUUCCUACAAACUCCAAAUACAUGUAACAUAUGGGGCCGAGGCAAUUUUGUAACAUUUCAUGCCACAGGACGCGAAGCAGAGGCAGACAAACAAGCUUUUAGUUACUUAAGCUUGUCAAAGGGUGCUACUGAUGUCUUAUUCUCUGAAGCCGCAGCUCUACUAUCCCAGACUGCCCUCAUUUUCAUUUGCUAAAACACGAUAGGUGAUAGAUAAUCUUUGUUAUGCUGUUCUGAGUGAAUUACUUGUAUAACCAGGCAAGUAGAACGCCUUUAACUGUUGUGUUAAAUUUCUUAAAUCAUAUUUAAAAUUUUAAUAUCUCUUAAAAUUUGGACAUACGCCCUGGUAAAUGAAAGGAGAUAAUCCAAAUAUUUUGUUACAUGUGGGUGUUAUCAUAAUAAAGGUAUAACAGAUAUGAUCAAUAAAUAGUCUGAUGACUGUAUAUUUACACAGGGAACCAACAGGGUUUCCUGUGUAAAUAUAUAAAUAUACCAACUCAUAACUCUAUUUAUGAGAUGUAAACAUUGACAGUGUAAGGUACACUCUGCCUCACGCAUAUUGUCUUUCGUGAUACAAUCUCCAGCAUACAGUAUCUUACUGACAAACACCUGUCCCGCUGGGCGUUGUUUCAGGUUUGUUUUGAAUUUUAAAAUUAAUUGUCAGUGUCAUUUGCUCAGUUUUGCUCAUUAUGUAAGUAAAUAUCAUUUCUGAAUAUGUGCCUUGUCAGUGCAUAGUAAUUGUUAAAAUCAAGUGGUAGCUUUAAGUUCAGAUUGUACUGUCAGGUAAUGACAUGUUUGUAUUCAGUUUUGCUUCAACUUGAUCUUCGUUUACCUUUUGUGUUAGAGGUGCUGUGCUCGUGCUCAGAAUGAGCCCUCAUCUCCUGUGCCAGUUUUUAAUUAAAUUGCAUCCCCUCAGAACUAAGUGAUGUGGACAGUUACUGAUUUACUGAUUUUAUUUUAUUGGACACAUCAGAUGUUGUUAAACUAAAUCAUGGCUAAUCAAAACAAUUUUUUUAUGCUUUUUCAGCAUUAGAUAUUUGUUACAUAUUUGCUUCUUAUGAAAAUUCAUAAUUUUAACAUUGAGAAAAUAUUUGGACGAUUAGUCAGGCACAGGAUUGCUGGGUGGUUCUGCUUGAUACAUCAAAUUACAAUAAAAUGGUUGAAUAGCACAUAGAGAUAACUU